CCCAACGAGACUGCCGCGAUGUACUACUCCGAACUCGUGCGCUCGUCGCUUUGUGACGGAGAGUUCCAGCAGCAGGAGCAUGCGUUCCAGAUGGGGUGUCCCAGUCGGGACAGGACGGUGGCGGUGUUUGACUGGGACGACACCUUGUGUCCAAGCACGUGGCUGCAUAGUCAAGGCCUCCUUCCCGCCUACAGGGGACACAAUGUUGCGUUGAGCGCACUUGUUCGCCAAGUGCUCGCUGCUCUCGAAGUGCGCAUUUGUGCGCUUCUGACCAAAGCCUUGACGUACGGCCCAGUCUUUGUCGUGACUGCAGCCGAAACGGGAUGGGUCGAGAUUGCGUGUUCGUUGUACCUGCCCGCGGUCAACAACUUGCUGAAAAUGUCGGACGAAAUUCACAUCGUGUCCGCGCGCAGUUGGUUCGAACGAACAUUUGGCAGUGGCGGCGACGCGCGGCGGUGGAAACUCGAGACGCUCGGGAUGAUCGCGUCGAAAUGCUUCGGGAACCGCCCGGGGUGGGGCAAUCACAGUCUCAUCUCGGUGGGGGACUCGUUGGCGGAGCGGGACGCAUGCCACGCCGCCGUGCAUGUGAUUCCCGAGACGGCGCUCCUCGCCAAGACGCUCAAGUUCAUCGAACACCCCGACAUCGGGGACAUCUUGAAGCAAGUGGACCUGGCGUUUAUGAGCUUUGACAACAUGUGCGCGUACGACAACCAUUUGGACUUGCGAAUAUCGCUGGAUCAUUUACAUGCAACUACAUACUAGAUGAACUCUAAUUUAUUUUGGC
Messenger RNA from Aphanomyces astaci, 784 nucleotides. RefSeq lists its product as hypothetical. The coding region runs from base 19 to 762 and encodes 247 amino acids. The transcript has a single exon. Lineage: Eukaryota; Oomycota; Saprolegniomycetes; Saprolegniales; Verrucalvaceae. The record is from RefSeq and is a predicted model, not a curated record.